AUGGUAGGAGAGAAGUUAUGGCUCAUAGUUUCACCCAUGAAGGGUAUUAUAUGGUUCGGGAAGAAACGCAAGUUAAGCCCUUGGUAUAUUGGCCAUUUUGACGUGCUUGAGAGGAUUAGAGAGGUUGCUUACAAGCUUACAUUUCCACCUAGUCUAUUGAGUGUUCACCCAGUAUUUCAUGUUUCCAUGCUCCGGAAGUACAAUGGUGAUCCUUCAUAUGUUUUGGACAUCAGCACGGGUCAGUUAGAUGGAGAUUUACCUUAUGAUGUGGAGCCGGUGGCCAUUUUGGAUCGACAGAUUCGAAAUUUGAGAUAG
This is a messenger RNA of Nicotiana tabacum (common tobacco), 315 nucleotides long. Lineage: Eukaryota; Viridiplantae; Streptophyta; Magnoliopsida; Solanales; Solanaceae. The record is from RefSeq and is a predicted model, not a curated record.